UCCCAGAUGGGAAAUGGUCAGGUCCUGCUCUGACUUUCCACCUUCUGUGACAAGGAGAUGCAGGACUGAGCACAUCCCCCUCCUCCUCCAGCCCUUCCACAGCCUGGAGGGCUGGGAUGGGGCAGGACUGGCUCUGUCUUUUGCUGGGGAGCUGAGUGAGGAAGCGAUGCCUGAGGCUGUGCCAAGGCCUUGGGGCUGGAUAACACAGGGAAAUCAACAUCUUCCAUGUGCUAACACUUUCCAUCUCUACCAUCAAACUCAGCCAGCCAGGAACACCUCCACUCAUCCUUGGGAAGACUGUGCUGUGGGAAUCGAUGCUGUCUGCAGCCCUGGGGAGCAGCAGCUGAGCCUGGGGCUGGGACAUCUCCUGCCUGUGCCCUGGGGAUCUGCUGCUCCUAAGCCCUGGGUUUCAGUUCAGAUCUUGGGGUGUGGAGUGUGAGAAAAAAGCUGGUUUGCCAGAAGCUCUGAGGGGACAACAGUAGAGCCUGGUGAGACCUGGGAAAGGAACUCAGCCAUAUCUUGGGGUGCAGGAGCCUGCCAGAGCUGCCUGGUGUGGGGGGAGUGCUGGGGGUCCUGCAGCCUUGUGACAACUCUUUUUGGACCAAAUGGGUUUGGGGCUGCCAGAAGAGCCUUCAGCUUUGGAGAUGAGUGUUGUGCAAGAGGUGAACUUGGAAGAAAAUCAGCAAGCUCUGGAAAUACCCCUCAGGCUGGGAAGUUGUGGAGCCCCCCCCCCCGGGGCUGGUGCUCACAAGGGGCGGUUCCUACAGAGCUUAAGAAGGGCUGAGGAUGGGGCUGGCAGCCACCAGGAGACAUCCCCCAGCCCGUGGAGUUUGCUGCCUGGAAGGAGGGAAGAAAGGAAAACCAGCCCUUGCUGCUGUGCUGAGCCUGCCACUGGCUCUGUGGGUGAUGGAACAGACUCCUCUCCUCCUCAUCCUCCUCAGCUUGUGGGGCUGCAAUGGGCAACCCUCUGCCAGGCUGCUGGUGAUGCCACAGGAGCCAGUGGUGCAGUACAAGGGCUCGGUGCAGCUGAACUGCUCCCUGGCCUGUGCUGGGGGCACAGUGCAGUGGAAAGGGCUGGACACCAACCUGGGGAAUAUCACCUCCUCCCCCACACACAGCAUCCUGCACAUCAGCAGUGCUGUGGUCACAACAGCAGGCACCAAGAUCUGCCAGGGGAGCUGCCAGGGGCGGCACUACCAGCGCACGGUCGACCUGAAGGUCUACGCCCUCCCAGACAGGCUGGAGCUGGAGGCAGAGCCCCGUGCCCUGGAGCCUGGGCAGCCUGGCAGCCUGCGCUGCUCAGCCCGCAGCGUGUACCCGCUCAGGGGGCUGGAGCUCACCUGGUACAGAGGGGACCAAGCCCUGGAGGAGGCAGAUUUGGAUGUCACAGAGACUGAAGAGGAGCUUUUUGACAUCGUGUCAGUGCUGCCAGUGGCUGGGGAGGAGGUGGGAGAAGGGCUGGAGUUCAGGUGUGAGGUGACGCUGAGCCUCGGGCAGGAGACCUUCAGGCGGGUGGCGGCUGUGGCUGUGAGCACUGGGGCUGUGACAGAGGAGCUGGUGGCCUUGGCCACCUCCACGAGGAGCCCCCAGACAGUGGCAGCUACAAGAAGCCCCAGCACAGCCAGGCCUGCAGCCACCACAGAUGAUCCCACCACAGCCCUGACCACCACCCUGCAGGAGCCUGAUGCUGAGACCAUCCUGGAGCUGGCUGCUACCACCAACCCCCAUUCCACAGAGCACUCAGCUCCCCAGGACCUCACCAAAGGUAGUCCCACGGCACAAGCAGCCCCCACCACCCUCCCCAGCUCCAUCAGCACAAGCCCCAGAGCUGAGGUGCAGGAGACAAGCCUGGGCAGCAUCAGCUGGGGCUCACCUCCAGCAGAGAAGGGGAUAAAGCCAUCAGUGGGGACAGUGCCAUCAGUGGGGACAGUCCCUGCCUGCAGCCUGAGGAUCUGGUCACUGCCUCCCCAGGGGACACGGGGCAGGGCCCUGAGCAUCGAGUGCCAGGCUCAGUGCCCUGGCAAUGCCUCAGUGCUCUGGCUACAGACCCCUGUGGCCCUCUCACACUACCAGGAGAUGGUGUCAGGCAGCAGCUCCACGCUGUGGCUGGACCACGCUGAGCCCCAGCACCAGGGUCACUACCAGUGUGUCCUGCUUGGCCACAGCUCCCAGGUGGUCAGUCUGCAGCUGAUGGUGUUGGAUGGUUGGUUCAGCACAGGCACUGCUGUCACAGUGGGGACAACAGUCUCCCUGCUGGGCCUGAUCCUGACAGGCAUCGUGUCUCGUCGCCUCUGGAAACGAUUCAGAUCUCAGUACGAGCUGCCUUAGAAGCAGGAGCCACCUACAGAUGUCCAGAGCCCCCUGGUACAGCCCCCAGCACCCCCAGACCUCCAAGCUGCUGCUGCUGUGAAAGCUUCACCUAUGCCUGAGGCUGCUGCUGCACAGGAGGGACCCCUGAGGGGCUCUGUGGGGGCUCACUGGGGGAUGCUCAGAGGAGCUGUGUGUGAGGAGAGGCUGGGAGCUGCCUGUGGGACCCCUGAGAGGGGAAGGGCUGGAAAGGAGAGCAGCAGGGAUGUCACAGUGACCCUGGGGCUGGGUCACUGAGAGCUCGUGGGGGUCUGGCCCUCAGGGGCUCCCAGCACCUCUGUCACAGCAGAGGGGUCGAAGCAGCCCUGGGUGGGGGUGGGUGUACCCCCAGCAGGCACAG
Colius striatus (speckled mousebird) is the source of this 2707-nucleotide messenger RNA. It is a transcript of the gene MADCAM1, whose product is annotated as mucosal vascular addressin cell adhesion molecule 1. The coding region runs from base 787 to 2328 and encodes 513 amino acids. Gene Ontology annotation, cellular component: membrane. The record is from RefSeq and is a predicted model, not a curated record. Gene Ontology annotation, molecular function: integrin binding involved in cell-matrix adhesion. The transcript has 5 exons. Gene Ontology annotation, biological process: leukocyte tethering or rolling; integrin-mediated signaling pathway; heterotypic cell-cell adhesion. NCBI's taxonomy places the organism in Eukaryota, Metazoa, Chordata, Aves, Coliiformes, Coliidae.